AUGUUUGCAAAACUAAAGAAGAAGAUUGCGGAAGAGGCAGCUACUUCUCCGCGGCCAGGAGGGGUGGCCAGAAUGCCCAGAUCGGUCAGCAAGGAGUCCAUCACAUCUGUAGGAGCAGAUUCCGGGGAUGACUUUGUAAGUGCCAAAUGCUAUGUUUUGCUAUCUAGUUUUUUAAGACAACCAUGUGUUGAUUUGCUCAAUUUUAUGUUGAAGUCUACAGAAUACAAAAGCAAACCUAAAAAUGUUAUGAAUCUUUCUUUGGUGUGGUUUGGUCUUAUUGAAUGUCAUAGUACCAAUUCCUUUUGUCCAGGAGAAGAAAUGGAGGAGGUGCACCAGGUGGUAGCACUGAUAGUGUGGGCUGAAUCCAGCACCUCUUUACCACACCAAAUUUUCAAUAAAGCAGUAUGUUCACCUGUCAGUCACCUGAUGUAACUCUAACAAGUGAGUGAUGUUGACUGGUGAGCAGUGCGGGGUUCACGUCUGUGUUGGCAAGGGUAUCAAGCAGCCAGUAUGACAGCUGCUAUGCAACUUAGCAUAAAAAGGCAAAAUUCACUAGCACCUCAUGAAGGUGGAGGAAGACCAAUGCUGAGUUGAGAGGAAUGAGCCUAUCCAGCUAGUGUAACAUUAUCUAAUCAUAGGAGAACAACUGAGAGCACCAUUUUUGCUAGUGGAAGGGACAAAACACUGCCUAUGCUUUAAAAAUUGUAGCAUGAUGUGAAAACUGCAGCAAAGUGCCAUUCUCCUCUCAUCUCUCCCCCUGCUUCCCGUGGGCAGGCUCUUUUUUGUUGCUGUUACUGAAAUGGACAAGUGUGUUGGACUGUUCAUUUAUGAAUUUUAAAAAUGGAGUAUUCCUACUAUAUAUCUUUUAAUCCACUAAGCCCUCAGAUGGAAGCAGCUCCAGGGAGGACCUCUCGUCUCAGCUCUUCCGGAGGAAUGAACAAAUCCGGAAGCUGGAAGUCAAGCUGUCUGGUAGGUGCCAUGUUGGGGGUGAGGGGUUAGCCUAAGAACACAGGUGCUCCCUGUUGUAUAGACAACAUUCAGACGUCAUACCUGUUCAAAGUACAGGGUGAGCCAAAAGUAGCCCUCUAGGCCUUCUAGACUCUGUCUAGGCCAUGCCUCUCAAUGGCCUGCUCCACACUGUCCUCUAGCAUGGCCCAAAUGUGUCCUUGGAUGUGAUCAUGUCUCUUGCUUGUGUAAAUAGAGGGUGGAAAGGGAUUUAUGUAUUUGCAGAGACCCUCUGAUAUCUAUGUGGCCAAAAAGUAACCUGCUAUACAAAAGAGUCACAUCCAUUGCUUUACCCCACUUUUGCUUCUAGCCCUGCCCACCACUGGCAUGUCUCCCCACCCCCCACAAAGGUUGUCUACAAAGGAAUGCAGCCCUCAAGCUCAAAAAUGUCCCUUAUCCAUUGCUAGAAUGGGCAGCACUCCCACCCUGUCACUUCUGUAGUCCACUGCUGUAAGACUCCAUUAAUCCUUCCACUGUCUGCACUUGGAUAGGCAGUCAAAAAUGACCAUUGCUCUUCUAACAUAUGAUGAUAAAACUGCUUCCAUUCUUUGAGCCAGCGGGGAUGGUGUAUGUGUGAUUUUAUAGAGCAUCAAGGUCUGGGUUUACACAUACUCUGUGCAACUAUACUAUGGGCUACCGAGAAAGGAAUGGCCUGCUGGAGCCACUCUGCUGGUCUUGGUAACUUGCCCUGCCCUUUCAGCAAUGUUUGAUUCUCUGUUCCUAGCAAAAUUCCUUCUGUCUGUACCUCUUCUUCAUACUUCAUGUGCAGUAGCAGUAUUUUGUUUUGCCUGGUGUUGAGGUGUGGCCGUUUGCCUCACCUUCCUUAACAGAAAUGAUUUUCAAGCAAAGGAAAUCAUUGUUCCUCUUCACUCACCAGGUUUUUUUCCUCCCCUCCUCCCGGUUUUUUCCCUCCUGUCUGCCCAUCUCUGGUUGGUGCUGCUGCCUCCUUCCCCCAAGAUUACGCCGAGCAGGUCCGAAACUUGCAGAAGAUUAAGGAGAAGCUUGAGAACGCAUUAGAGACCCAUCAGGAUUGUACGUACCCAUCUUCUUUCCAUUUCCCUUUUAAAAAGGGGUUAGAAGCCUCAGGAAGUAAAACUGUUUUUUGAACUUGAGCCAGCCAAGAAAAUUAUUAUUUGUGCUUGCUUGCUUGCAAAUGAGGAUGAAGGCACAGUUUGUAGGCCAGCAUGGACUUUAGUCUGGCUGUUCGAAACAGGUUUAUCACUAGCAAAAUCCUGAGGGGAGGAGGCAGCGUGUGAGCCUGAAUCUCAUUCUUGAAAUGGUAAGCUGUGGUUUGGCAUACACUUGAGCAGGCCCCUUAUUUACUUCCUCAUUUGUGGGAAAGCAGAUGAGGGGUGAGAUUUGGGCCUAGGAGAGAGUCAGAACUUAAUGUUGCUCAGUAUAGUGCUGCCUGAAGUGUAGCUGGGACAUUGAAAGAAGAGAAAGUGAAAUGAGCAGAGAACUGUGAAUGGUUCUUUAUUCUGAGAAGUAUAAUACAUACAAAACAUAGGCAUCUCUCAUACAAAGUUCUCAGCUGCUAUCUGCAGCUUCUGAAGGACCUGUGCAAGGUUCAGAGGUUUUUGAAUAUGCAGGGGGAGCAUCCGCCCCAAACCCCAGCUUGGGUCCUGUCGAAGAGUUACCUCAUUCUGUGGAGUAAUGUUCUGCUAAUGGGACAGUGCCAAGGGUCAGUGCCGGAACACAUGCUUUCCAUAUGGAAGGUCCUGGUGUGAUUUCCCCCCACCCCUGCCCCCCAAAUUUCCAGUUAAAACAAUUUCAGGCACUGUCCCACUAACCUCAGUCUACCCAUAGCCAAUAUCUGCCUGCCUGUUUUCUGACUCACAACAGUCCAGGGGAUGGCACUGCCUGUCAGCUUGCUGCUCCUUAAUCUCAGUGUUGCCCUUGUAGAACUCUGCAGGGAGGGGAAAGAGGACAAAACUAGAAUUGGUUAGCUCCACUUGUCACUGGCUGUGCCUCCACCUACCAUUGGACUCCCUGCCUUCUGCCCUACCAACCCCAUUGGGCACCAGCCACUACUGAUUUCAGGUAGCAGUCAUUAGCAAUUAACACUUUGCUGAGGGACUUGGGGACCUACUGCCAGUCAGAGCAGGCAGCAUUGGAGUAGCCUUGGCUCACUGUUAGGCAGUAACUUGCACUCCUAAGAUGGAAUGAUUCUGGGCCUUGGACACAGCAGCACCCAGGUGUUUCUCCGGCUCAUGUGUUGUCACCCGCAGCCUUUGUGAAGAAGCUCCAAGAGCAGAAUGAGGCUCAUCAAGCCAGCACGGCCAAGAUGGCAGAAGGCACGGUCUUGGCUCUGGAGAAGAAGGACCAGGUCAGUCAGGCUCAUGAAGCCUUUGUUGCCAUGCUUCCAGAAGUUCUGAGAUGGGUGAGGAGAGGGACAAGCCUUCCUGGACAACCCCACUCUGCCAGGUCCUCACUUUUUUCAGGCUUAGCAUGGUCAUUGCAGGGAAUGAAGAGGUUUGUAGACCAAACAAACAUUGAGGGGGCACUUUCCCCUCCCAUUCCUACUCUCCCAGAAAUAGUCUCUCAAGAUGGUUAUUAUUUGUUAAAUUUAUUAGUAACUUUUUUUGCCCUGGCAACUGAGAGCCACUUACAAUUACAGUGGUACCUCGGUUUUUGAGUGUCUCAGAAGCUGAACGUUUUGGUUUUCGAAAGCCGAAAACCUGGAAGGAAUUGCUUCCAUUUUCAAACGCGCCUUGGAAGUCAAAUGUAUUCUGCUGCAUGUUUUUUCAGUUUUCUCCAUUGAACUUGCAGCCAGCCCUUUGCUGGCUUUUGAACAUUGCGGAACUCGAACGGUCUUCCGGACUGUUUUUGUUUGGUGCCUAAAGAUAUGUAACGAUGGUACCAGGUGAGCCUCCCUGUGGGGAGAGCUUUCCACAAGUGAGGAGCCAUCACUGAAGAUUGAUUUGAUUGUAUUUCUGUGCUGCUUUUCAUUGAAAUGAAUCCCAAAGUGACUUACAAACAAUAAAUAACAGUAACAUAUUAAAACACAGUAAAACAUUACAAACACAGCAUAAAUCAUAUAAAAUAACAAAUAGUCAUGCUCCUUCUCUCUGAGACUGUCCCUUUAAGGAAGGGAGCCUCUCUGUGAUGCAAUAACAGCACCAGUUGCUGUUGCUCCUUUGAACUGUGCAGGAACUUUUCUGCUCCCUGGUUUGUUGCCAGCUUCUCCCUCAUUAUAGCCCCUCUGGCAUGCAAAUGUUGACCUGUCCUUUUCUUCCUUCCCAGGAAUGGAGGGAGAAGCUGUCACACCUUGAAAAGGCAAGUAGCUUACUUAGAGCUGGGCCCUAAAAUGUGCAAACAGACAGGAUCUCAUUUUUGGAGGCUGUAAUCUUCUCUUCCUUCCCUUCCCAAGUAGACUUCAAAUUUAGGUUCCAGCUGUGCUGCAGACAUCAUAAGCAGCUUGUCUCGGUGCCUCAUGUCCCUCAGUCUUCCAUGACAGUCUAGACUGUUGAAUCCUACAGACAUUUCUUGAUAGCAAAAGCAUUAUGUGGUCUUGCAGGGUUACCAGCAGAAUGAUGUAAAUUCUCUCUCCAUAAGGCAGGAAGGUGGGAAACUGCUCCCCCCCCUCCGCAGGAUGUUUGGCUUCCAACUCCUCUCAGCCUCAACCAGCUUGUCUGGUGACAGGGGGUGAUAGGAGUUGUAGUUUGCCAACAUCUGGAAGGCCAUGGGUUUCCCUCUGCUGGGCUAGGGAAAUAUUAUUGUGAUCCUUGAAAGAGAAGCAGAAAACCAUUCCCUAGAACACUUGAAUAAGAGAAGCUUGUAAAAGGCUUCCAGAUUUCCCCCUAUAUUCUUGAGGCCUAGAAUCUUGAACAAAAAAGACUUCUAGUUACUUGAACACCUAUACUACUUAUGGAGAACAAGCAGUAGAAUAAUUACCGGAUUAGAAGAAUAUUCUGAAUACUUAGGUACAAUUCUCAAACUUUAAAAUGCUCCUGCUGAAUGAAAGACAGAGACUACUCUGCUUGUAGCACCCCUCGACAAUGGAGAGUGUGGCAAUGGCCAGAUGCCUUGAAAACAAGGUCAGCCUGCGACACCCCAACUUACACCUGGUAGUACCUCUCAGUUUAUCCUUACCCCUGAGCAAGAGAACUCCCAAAGCUGCUGCUUCAUUUUCUGCUGCAAGGGAUGUGGCUUUAAGGGUCUCUCGUUCCCAAGGGUUGCAUCCAACUAAGUUCUAAUCAGAGUAAACCCAUGGAAAAUAAUGGACUAGCACUGGAUGCAGCCUCCAGUUGAGUGGAGGGGUGUUCUGUUUGCCAUCCUUGAGGGGACCCCUGGAAAACUAACCAAGCCAAACCUUUUGUCGCCUGGAACUGGUAUGUGUGCAGUACAACUGAUCUGAGUGCUGGAUGAGAAACAGAGGAAGCUCCAUCAGACUGGGUGUCUGUUCCUAAAGCCUCACCUGAGAAACUAGGGUGGUGCUAGUGGGUCCCAGAAAAGCUCUUCAUUGUGAGAUUUCUGGGGCAAUUUGUGGGUUGUUUGGGUCCUGGGUGAGAACCAGGAGGAUGAGAGCUUUUUUCUAUAAAUAUUAGUAAUUUGUAUACAUGGUUUUAUUGUAUAUUUUGUAGCAUUUGUUGUUGCUCUUUCAGUUUUAUUUACACAGAAUAGAGAUAAUAUCUAUGACAGACCUUAGCUAGAUUGCGUAAGAACAUCAAGACCCACCACAAAAUCCUUGUUGUGAGUACUUUUUGAUAUAUAGGGCCUUUGCAGAUCGGCCUUCCUCCCACCAAGCAGAACACUGGACGAUCUCCCCCUUUUCAGAUCUUAAUUGGCUUUUACACUGAAGCUGGGAAAUCCCCCUAAUCUUCUUUUCUAUGUGUUGGCUGCUCAACAGGAGAAGAAGCUCCUUUCGGCACAGCUGCAAGAGAUGAAAGAGCAGAGCUUGAACCUUUUCCAGAAAAGGGAUGAGAUUGAUGAGUUGGAGGGCUUCCAGCAGCAGGAGCUGGCUAAAGUCAAGCACAUGGUGAGUGAUCCCAAGGGAGGCCCAUUUGGGGUAGGGCAGCUAGACCCAGCCUAGACCUCUGGGACAUAAUCCAGGAAGCCCUUGCCUUUAUAUUCCACUGACCGCCCCCACUCCCCAGCUGGUCUUCCUCUUUUUCUCUCUUAUCUACCCUUGGGCUUAUUGGACUCUGCCUUCACCCUUUAGUUUAUUUACUACAUUUAUGUUCUACCUCUUUUUCACCGUGGGAAUCAAAGGGGAGUACAUGGGCAAUCUCAAAGUAGGAAUAUCAGAAGCUUGUCCUGUUUAGCUCAGUAUUGUCUACACUUAACAUCAGCAGCUCUCCUGGGUUUUAGUCAGGAGACAUUAUCAGACUGUCCUGGAGAUGUCAAGGAUUGAACAUGGGACCUUCUGCAUGCAAAACAAAUGCUUUUCCACUGAUCUGUAGUCCUUCCCUUAAGACACAGGGGCAUUGGAAGCCAUCCUACAACUCCCACCAGCCCCAGCAAGCACAGCUCAGAGGUCAGGCAUGGUGGGAAUUACAGUGCACCUACAUCUGGAUGGCAUUAAACUGGCCACUCCUGCCAUAUUCCAAGGUAGCACUGUACUGAGAAGUUCCCUCUGCCUCUGAGAGCUAGCUGAUUGAUAUGUGGUUUUGUUGUUUGUUUUCUUUAAAACAUGCAGCUUUUGAAGAAGGAAGAGUCACUGGCCCAGAUGGAGCAGGAAUUGGGGUCCUCCACACAAGAGCUGCAGCGCACUCAAGAGGAGCUGCAGACCUUUCGCACUUUGUCCUCCCGCCAGGCAGCAGAGUUACAGCAACUACGAAAGCAGCAUGCAGAGCUGGAAGCAGAGAGGUUGGGAAAAGGAUGUUCUGUUUAGACCCUCUGGGUGUCUUGUCCUGGACAGGCUUUGUGUGCCUGUAAAUUCUUAUUUAUUUAAAAGCAUCUCCUCUUGGCUGCACGAGUUUGGCAAUGUGCCCUUUUAGAGAAAACACAAAAACUCAGGGCAGCCAGGGGAUAGUAGGUGAAAGACCCAUUUGAGAAAAUAUGGGUAGCGUUUAUUGAGCCAUCAUGGUGUUAUAGUUAGAGUGUUGGACUACAGCCUGGAAAACCAGGGAUCAAAUCCCCAUUUGGCCCUGAAGUUCAGUGGGCCAGCCAGUCACUCUCAGCCUCACCUACGUCACAGGGUUGUGAGGAUAGAGUGGGAAGAAGAAGCAUGUGCGCCACCUUAAGCUUCUUUUAGGAAAGGCAGAAUCUUUAUGUGAUAAUUUUAAGAUAUGCCAGCGUAAAGGAUAAUGUUUUCUCCUUGUCCUUCAUAUAUUCUAGACCAGUGCUACUCAAAAGUGGUGGUCCAAGGACUGGUGCUGGUCCACGAUCCAUUGGCUGCUGGCCAGUGGCAGCCCCAUCACAGCCCAGGUUGGAUGGGAUGCUUCCGGGACCAAAUAUGGCACCAGAAUCUGGGAUGUUGGGAGGGAAAAAAUAGCUGGUCCACCACAUCAGAAUACUACUCUAGACUAUGGACCUUUUGAGUUACCUCUUUACCUUGAAACCCUGUAGAAGAAAUAUAAACAUAAGCUGAUGAGUUUGCAUUGUUACUGAGCUGUCUUAAGCCUGUUAUGUUAAUGGCUCACUCUUUGCAUCGGUAUUGUUUGUUUCAUUUUUUAAUCUGUAUCUUGAAAACAGUUUAAUGAACAAUUUUUAAAAACCAUUUCUAAAGUGCUUAAUGUUUUAAAGAUUUCUAAGCGGUGUACAAUAGAAAACCAAACAAUAUCAUCAAAACGAUGGGGCUGAUGGAAGUUGGCAGGCCCAGGUUUCUCAUGCCUACUCUAAGGGGCAGACCUAAAACCACUGCCAUCUCCAUAAGACAGGUCAUGGGGGCACCAUUUCAGAGCAAAUGAAAUAAAGCUUCCUGUGGUUGGAUAUGAAACCAUUAUCUCAGCUUAGACCUAACACACAGAAUUGAACUUCUUGCUCAGGGAACCUAUGGCCGUCCAGAUAUUCUUGGACUUCCCAAAUCUUUUGUUCCUGACCACUAGCCCACUUGGCUGGGCUGAUAGAAGUUGGAGUCAUAACAAUAUAUGGAGGGCACCAUGUUGGCUAUCCCUGAUCUCUGGCCUUCAAGUUAAAUUUCUCUUCCUCCUUUCAUUUCCUCCCCUCACAGGGAUGAGCUCAUCGAUGCAGAGGAGAAUGCAGAAAGCAAGAUCACAACCUUAGAGCAGCGGAGCCAGGAGCUCCAAGCGUACAUUCAGCAACUGUCAGUAGAUCUACAAAAUGUAAGUGGGAGAUUCUCUUCUCUUACUCACAUACAUCAGAUGCCUCUCUUGCAAGCAGAGAGUGUGCUUAAAAGCCUUCCUUUUCCCUUCGAAUGAAUUGAAAGAUAGUAGAGAAAUUAAAUAAUAUUUUUUAUUAUUUAAUUUACAUUAUCAUUAGUUCCGGUAGUAGUACUGUUGUUAUUAUUAUAUCAUUUCUAUACCACUUUAUAUUUUUAAGGGGGGGAAAUCUCAAAGCAGUUUACAACAUGCAUUGGAACUACAUUAAAACAAACAAUUAAAAACAUAGCAAUUAAAACAGUGAAAAGACGGUGAAAACAAUAAAAUCACAAGUCCAGUUCAGGAGAAGUCUUGCCCAAGCAGGUGUGUCUUCAGGAGCCAGCAGAAUGCCAAUGCUGAUGGGAGCAUCUCCUAUUUCAGCAGCAGGGAGGGCACCUACUAAAAACAUUUUUGUUUCAGCAAACCUACACUGAUACAUAGAAUAUUGACAUGUGUUUUAAUAUGUUUUUUAGCUUAUUGUUAAUUUUAAUUAUCUUUAAAAUGUUUUUAAACACUGUUCUUAACUUCAUUAUUGAUAUCUUAUUGUUUAAUUCUCUUUGUAUACCACUUGGAGGGUUGUUUUCUUUAAGCAAUCAAGUGGUUUAUAACUUUUAUGGGGGGAAUUCAGUAGGUGUCCAACUAAACUCUACUUAGAGUAGGCCUAUUGAAACUAAUGACUCUAAGUUAGCCAUGUCCUUUAAUUUCAGUUGGCCCACCCUUGACUGGGACUAAAGUUGUGUACAACCCAUUGAAAAUGGUUUUUAUUUCAAUAACUUUUUUCUUUGUUCUUGGGUUUCUUUGCUUUUUCUUUGCAUGGCUGCUCUAAUUGUUUUUUCCUCCACAUUGUCAUUGUUAAUCUUCUUGAGCCCCAUUUGGUGGAAAAGUGGGAAAACCCAAUAACUAAUAAAGCAUAUAUUUUAGGCUCAAGUAUCUGCCACCAGUUGUGAGAAGCGAUUGGAAGCACUGCAGCGAGAACACAACUCUCUGAAACAGGAGUAUGAACAGAAUAAGCAAAAGGUAUGGCCUGGAUGUUAUCAGAUUGAGAAAUAGGGUAAGCAGACCCCCAGGGUUUGGGCAUUUCUGCAAUGAAGAAGAGAAUGCUAUGUGAUGAUACAGAUAUUUCAGCAACCAGAAAAACUGGAAUUGAUGUGCAGACAACCUGGUGCCCAUGGGUGCACGAAUCAGUACCUCCUAUGGCUCCUGUGAAAGAUCUUAGUAAAUAUGCCAAUCAGAAAUCCCCAUUGCACAAAAGUGAGAGACUGGUUCUUCUCCCUGCUCAGUGCCUGAUUGCAAAUGCUCAGCCUCUCCUACAUUGAUGGGUAUGCCCGCUUCAAUGUGCCCAUGUUUAUUUAGAAUUCAUUGCAGAGCAAACGUAUGUCUCUCGACAGAUGAUUGUUGAGGUGGAGGAGAAAAGCCAACUUGUGAGCCACUUGCAGGAGAAAGUGACCAUCCUGGAGAAGCACUUUGAAGGGAAUCUCUCUGGUGACGAGCAUGUCCAGGAGCUGCUCAGGGAGGUAAAUGUGGGGCGUUUAGAAGGGGUUGCAAGAGUGCUGUACUGAGGCCAUCAAAUCUUUUCAUGCAGUCCAUUGUUUCAUCAUCCAUGAAGAUGUUCUUUAGGGCUGGGUACCGGCCUUGUGGAAGCUGCUGAGCUUUCACACUUCCAGUAAAAUGCUGUUUGUAGAGACAAAUGGAACUGGCCACACAUGUUGGCAGUGUGGAGUGCUCCUUUGUAGUGUCUCAGCCAGCCGUGCCCUCCUCUACAGUACUCCCUUCCACCCACUGCUGUCAACCAGUAUCCUACGCUCACUGAGCUUGCUCAGUAUUCACUGGACUGUUUUGAGGGGUUUGUUUUUCUCCCCCUUAGUGUUCCCCCUGCUAAAGAUUUUGUUGAUGUUCCCCCGAGCCUACUGAUACAACUCCCCUUUCACUGAGCAAGCAACAACACUCACCACCUGAAAAUCAGUAAUGGAAGAAUGGAUCUUUUAGAUCCUUCCUGCUGCAUCAUUGGCUAAUGAUGCUUUCUGGUCAGAGCCUGGCUUUAAGGAUUUUGAUAGCAUGGGCUCAGUUCAUUCUGGAUGUAGAGCAUGGUCUUCUGAAAGGGCGGGGCUGCCCAUUCUGAUGGGUCUUAAAACAUCAAUCAGAUAUGAAUUCAGCUUAGCAAUGUCAUUGUCCUCACUUGGUUUAGGUUUGGCAUGGCCCUAACUUUUCCCUUGAGUGAGUAGUGAGUAUUUACAUGCCACCCAGGAAUACUAAAUACUGUGAGAAGUUUGGCUGGCAUUAGACCAGAUUUUUGUUUUAUGUCCAAGAGUGGAGAACCUUCGGCUUUCCAGGCAUUUUCUGAACUACAACUCCCAUCAUCCACAGCCACCGGCUGGGGUUGAUGGGCAUUAUAGUUGAUCUCUCUGGAGGGCCCAAGGUUCUCUACCACUGUUUUAUUUGUUUGCAGUCUUUGCACCUGCCCUUUAGAAAAGUCAGCACUAAGACAGGCUCUGCCCUCAAGGCUCACAAUCAAAAAAAGAGACUGCACAUGAGAAAAAAUGAAUGGGAAGGUGGAGGAAGCAAACAAGCUCAAGCACAAGUUAUUCAGGUUGCAGUUCUUCAACUUACAGCCAGUGUCAAUGGAGGUUCUGUUUGUCUUGCCCUUCGUAAAGAGUAGACCCUUCCUUGAAGCUUUCCCCACCCACGUCACUCAGAACCAGGGGCAGAUCUGGUGACAGCAUCAAGGCCAGGAAGACAGGACAGUUCCUGCUGCACAGUUCUUCCCUCACAUAGCUGCCUACUUGACUUCUAGGAGCACAAGAACCUGCCUCUUUUUGAGUGAGACUGUUGGUCCAUCUGGCUCAGUGCUGUCUACACUGACUGGCAGGGGCUUUCCAGGAUUUCCAGCAGGAGUAUUUCCCAGCCCUAGCUGGAGAUACAAUUUGGGAUUGAACCUAGGACGUUCUGCAAGGCAGAUUCUCUGCCACUAAGCUAUGGCCCUUUCCCUACUUUUCUGCAGCAUUUUCCAAUUCUAUUACAGUUUUGGCUGCAGACUUUUAAUGAUGCCAUGUAGAAAACUCUUGCUUAAUGAUUCUCUGUUUCGUUUGCGUGGUUGCUCUGUACUUUUAUUAAUUUAUAUGCAUUUUUGUGUGUUCUGUUUUCCAUUGUAUUUUGUUGACUGCUUGGAGGGCCACCAAGUUGUGAGACAUCAACACAUAAAAGCCAUAGUAACAAUAAUAUUAGUAGUCAUUGCAUUUUCUCCCCUUUCUAGAAAAGUGCUCUGGAACAGAGACUGGAGGAGGCCAGGCAGCAGCUUUUAGCUGCACGGACAAGCCAUGCAGAGAGUUUAAGUCUUCUGGAGACUCAGGUACACAAGGCAGGAUUGCUUUCUGAAGCCUGGGAUGGUGCUUAGUGGUUGGUGAAUUACAGCCUUCUCAUACUUUCUGGGGUGGGGGAUUCCUCUUGGCUUGGUCAAGCCAGGUACUCAGUUUGGAGGGGCUCUCUUCUCAUGGUUUUCAGGACCAUUGCUCUGCCCUGGAACAUGUUAUGUAGUAGGAAUAGAGUUUCUCUGAGCAUGUGCUGAGCGCUUUUCCUUGGCUGCUGAGUAUCUGCAACCAACCUUUUAUAUAUUUGGAGGAGAUGGUUUUCAGGGCAAGCGGCAGCCUUUCCAGGCCAUAGCACCUGUUUAAUAAAAAUAAUAAUAAAUAUUUCUGAUCUAAGACUUGGUUUCAGGAGGAAGGUGUGAGUGAAGCACACGUUCAGGAAAGGCACGAAGUGUUGUGUGCCCUGGGCUGUACCACUUUGGACUGCUUGUGGUGGCAGGAAUCACAUCUUUUGAGCAAUCCCUCACAUAAUCACCCCUAAAGAACAGGCUGUAGCUCAACAGGAGUGCAUCUACAUUGAAUUUAGAAUUUAGUUCAGUCCCCAGUAUCUCCAGGUAAGGCUGGGAAAGCCCCAGUCCUGAAAUCCUUGAGACAGAGGCGUAGCAAGGUCAGAUGGUACCCAAUGUGGAAUUUUUUUGUCACACCCUCUCCCCACAUUGACAGCUCGAGGUAGACUUGGGAGUCUUGGGAGUCAGUGAUGAUACCUGGGGCAGUCCACCCCCUUGCCCCUGCCCCCCUGCCUAGCCCUGCCUACACCCCUGACUGUAAGGCUCAUUGGACGCAGUUGGACUUACUUCUGAGUGAACAUAUAGGAUGGCGCUUGCAAGCUGACCCAAGGGACGUGUUCCUGUAGAUCACUCACAUCAAGUAAAAUGGAUGUCUAAGGAACUUACUCCUGAGUAAGGAGUCAACCUUGAAAGCAGCCCAGCUGCCAUCCCCAAAUCAUCCCCCACCCCCGGCAUUCCCCACAAAAUUCAGAAAUUGAGGGCUUCCACUGAAUUGGGUUGGGCCAAUUCUGGACCUGAGAGGGUGCAGCCCCAAGUGUGCUUACUCGGAAGUAAGCCCUAUCCAGCUCGGCUAGCAAGCGUCCUCGCAGUGGGAUCCUAUGCAUGUUUCCUCCCUCACUGAGCAUGGCGAGGGUUACUCCCUAGCAAGGCUGCUUGCAGCCACAUUCCAUAUCUUAAGUACGCUUGAAACCCUCAUGCUAAAACAAGAAAUCAGGACUUCGAACCAGAUGUGAUAACUCAAAAGUUAUUAUUAUUAUUGGCCUGAACGCAAUGGGAUUUCCUUCCUUGGAAAGAGGCUUGGGAUUGUGGUUGUGGUCAUUUGAAUGGGACUUGCCCCUAAGAAGGGUUUGAGUAUGGGAGAGGGCGGGUUACUCGUGCGUAAAGCCCUUAGUAUGAAUACUUAUGGCCUGAGCCCAAGCGUGUUUAUUCUGAAGUAAACCCUGCGUGGAUUGGGACUGUCUCCCACAUAAAUUGGCUGGAAAUGGAAGCCAUAGGCUGCAAUCUGCUCAGAUCAAUGGUGGGAGGAGAACCGAGGCUCAUUCGGCACCAGCAAGUUGGGGACAGGAGACUGUAGGGAAGCUGUUGUAGAUAUUAUCAUUAUUAUUAUUUAUAGAAAGUAGUGCUUCUUUGCUGCUCUUUUCGCGCUGCCUGCUCACUCCUGUUUGGAGCAGCCGCCUUCUGCCCAAGCUGCUGCGGAGGUAAAUGGAAUGAGCUGGUUGGUGCCAGGAAUGUGUGCCCCUUCCUCCGGGUGGGGCUGCCUGGAACCGCACCAGCUGAAAGUAAUUGCUGGCCAGUUGGCACCUUGAGUAGCAGACAGAGAAGGCAGCAGUGGUGGCAGCUCUCAAUGGCAAGAAAUACCUUCCCGUCCCAAGGAUUAUCUACGACUAGGGACGGACGGAUACUCAGUUUCUUAAAGUGAGCGCUUUCCUUUUUUAACGAAACAGACCAGGAGACCCCAGUGAGACGGAGCUGCGUGCUGCCUUCACCCCAGUUCAUCCCGCCAUCUCACCCCACCCCUCACUCCGUGCAGCUUCCUGGCGCCAUUCAUAACUUCAUGCUGAGGACUCCCACGUGCGGGAGAAAACUACUUAUCCAAUAGCAAGCCAGCCCACCCCUGCCGCUGCAUUCCAUUUUGAGCCCUUUUGCUCGUGGCUUACCAGAUGUGGGGGUGCCUCCCCCCCGUCUUCUCGUCCUGCAGUCAGUCACUGGAGGAAGCAAAGGGAGUGUUCCCCCUCUCUCUCACGCGCCUCCUCUCGCUCCUUCCCUUCUGGGAGAUGCUGUAGCUUCACGCUCAUUCACCCAGCUGCGCCAAGAGGAGCCUUUCUGGCGCCAUUUCCCAUGCGUGCGCAUCUACUCGCAAGGUCCUGGUGCCAAACGGGGGGUGACAUUCAGCACCCUCCGCCUGCCCAUGACUCCCAAGCCUACAGCGAGUGGCAAAGCAAAGCAGCAGCAAAGCACCCCCGCUUUGCCGCUAGCUUUAGGCUUAGGAGUCAUGGGGGGGGGGCGCUGAAUGUUGCCCCCCUUCAGGAUGGUACCCGGGGCGGUCCACCUGCCCCCACGCCCCUUUGCAACACCAUUGCCUUGAGAACUGCUACAGUCAGUGCAGAUAAUGCUGCAGUUGGUAGACUUAGCUUGUUAUUUAAUUCAGCCAUUUAUACAGAAGUGUGAGCACUAGAACCUUCUUUAUUUUCAAGGGAAAGGCCUUAGCUUUGUGGUAGAGUACCUGCCUUGCAUGCUGAAGGUCGCAGGUGGUUCAAUCCCCAUCAUCCUCCAGGUAGGGCAGGAAGAAACACUCUUCCUGAAACCCUGGAGAGCCAAUCAGGGUAGAUGGUACUUAACUAGAUGGACCAAUGGUCUAACUCUGUAUAGGGCACUUCCCAUCUCUCUUCUUCUUUUUCUCCUUCUUCUUCUUCUCUUCCUCCUUCUUCUUCAUAUACCGCCCUAUACCUGCAGGUCUUAGGGCAGUUUACAAAAUAAAAUUAGAAUAUAAAACCACAAAAUAUAUAAUCAAAAUAAAAACAACAACAAUCCAAUAACACCCCCAACACUUUUUAAAAGGGCCUAUGAUGUCAAUCAAAUCAACCAAAGGCCUGGUUAAAAAGGAACGUUGUUGCCUGGUGCCUAAAAGUGUAUAAUGAAGGCAUCGGGCGUUUUAUUUAUUUUUAUAUCUAUCUCUAUAUCUCUACGUAAUUUUAAACUGGUUGUGGUUUUAUGGGGGGUGAGGAGAGGGGGCUGUUUAGGUCAUAAUAAACAUUACUUCACUUGCUUCAAAAUGUGGCCCCUCUGGAUUUGGGGGGCCCCUCCUGCUUGUGCUGCUGAGUGAGGGCUUAGACCUCUACCCCAAAGUCCCACUGUAGCAGCACUGCUGGCCCUAUAUUCUGUCGUGAUCCGUGGUGGAGGGAGGGAGACCCGCAACAUUCAAGCGUGGGCUCCUUCAUGGUACAGCCAGUGAAAGCUGCACCCUGCAGUUCUCCUGGCUUUGGGUCAUUGGUCCUGUCUGUUGCCUCCUAGAUUGACAAACUGAACUGCCAGUUGGCUGAAAGGCAGGUGUGCCUAAGCAUAAGAGAGGAGCUUGUGCAGAGCCUCCAGGAAAGUAGUUCACCACAGGUAGGGGCCAUCACGUCAGCUGGUCUAUAUCUCUUUCCUCUUCCCCAAAUUGGGAGGUAGGCUGGCUGGGGUGGUGUGUGCAUAGAAUCAUAGAAUUGUAGAGUCAGAAGGGAUCCAGAUGGUCAUCUACUCCAACCUCUUGCAAAGCAAGUAUCUCAACCAAAGCAUCCAUGACAGAUGACUGUCCAUCCUUUGCUUUAAAACCUCCAAGGAAGAAGAAUCCACCACUUUCCAAAGGAGUUCGUUCUACUGCUGAACAGCUCCUACUGUCAGAAAGUUCUUCCUGAUGUUUAGUUGGAAGCUCCUUUAUUGAAUCCAUUGGUUCAGAUCCUACAUUCCAGAGCAGGAGAAAACAAGUUUACUCUGUCUUCCAUGUGACAGCCCUUUAGAUAUUUGAAGAUGUCUAUCAUAUCACCUCUCAGGUCUCCUCUUCCAGGCUAAAUAUACCCAACUUCCUCAACCAUUCCUCAUAAGGCUUGGUUUCCAAACCUUUGAUCAUCUUGGUCACCCUCCUCUACACACGUUCCAGUUUGUCAAUAUCCUUCUUAAAUUAUGGUACACAGAAACUGGACACAGCACUUCAGGUGUGGUCUGACCCAGACAAAAUAGAGCGGUACUAUGACUUCCCUUGACCUAGACACUAUACUUUUGUUGAUGCAGCCUAGAAUAGCAUUAGCUUUUUUCCCCUGCUGCAUCUCACUGUUGAAUCAAGUUGAGCUUGUGCUCCGAUAAGACCCUUAGGGCUUUUCACACAUACUUCUAGUAAGCCAGGUGUCUCCCUUAUUUUUUUAUUUAAAGAUUUUCUUGCUUUAUAAAAGUACAUGCAUUCUCUCUUUUUUCAGGUUGUACAAGUCUUACAAAUCAGUUACAUUUGUUGUGAGACAUUUGUGUUGAGUACAGUAUAAGGUUGGGGAAGAAGAGGGGAGAGAGGAGGGCUGGGGUGGUGAUGCUUAUAUUUUGUAUAGUGUAUGUGUGGGGUUUUGUUUCAGUGUCAACUGGGUAGGUUCUCUUUCUAUUUGUUUAUUACAUUUCCUUGGUAGUGAGUGGUAUUGGGGAGCAGGGUGUGGUUGGUUGUCUGUGGUUAUCUGCAGUGGGGUUUGUUUGCAUUUAUGGGGAUGGGAGGGUUUGUUGGGUCAGAUAAGCCAGAUUGAUUCAUAUGCUAUCAGUGGAUUUUUAUCGUUGUCUCAUUGGGCUGUGUAUGUGAUAAAGGGGAGCCAUACUGGGGUGAAGGUGUCCUCUUCUAUUUGUUCCCGUGUCGGUUUCAGUUUAUUGGAUAGCGUUUCCCAUACAAUUUGAUACUAUUGGCCCAUGUUUACUCCUGACAGGUCCCUCCAGUGUCUGGCUAUGAGGCUUCUGGCUGCUGAGAGUAGGUGGUUUAUAAGUUCUGCAUAAUGUGAGUGGACAUUAUGAUCUUGGAAGAUGUUCAGUAGGGCCAGUUCUUGGGUGAGUUCUAAUACCUGUUUAGUUAUUUUGCAUAUCUCUUGUAGGACUGCUGUCCAGAAGGGUUGGAUUUUAGGGCAUUCCCACCACAUGUGGAGGUAUGUGCCUGUGGAGGUGCAGCUUCUUCAGCAUCUUGGUGAGGUUCCUGGGUGUAUCAGCACUAGUUUCCAUGGUGUUAAGUACCACCUGUAGGUGAGUUUCAGAGUGAGUUCCCUUCUUUUGGCUGAUAUGGACUUAAAGGGAGGUUUAGACCACAUUCUAGUCUAUUGGGUGAGGUUAAUUUCAUAGUCUAUGUUGAGCUCCCAUUGUUCUUUGAUUGCGUCAAGAGGGGUUGUGGGAUUUUGGACCAGUAUUUUGUAUAUUGUGGAUACCAUCCCUUUGCCAUGUCCCUCUGCUAUUGGGAGAAGGUUUUCGAAGGUGGUCAAGGGCCUAGUGGCUGCUUAUUUAACUGCUGGGUUGUUUAAGAGGGCAUGUAUUUGGUGAUGUGUUAGCCAAGGUAUUUGGGUGUCUCCUAGUUUGUCUUGUAUUUCUUGUGUUGGUAUGGGUUUGUUGUUUUUGUAGAAGUCUUUUAAACAGUGUAGACCUUUGGCUUGCCAAGUUUUUAUCUGGAUGUUUUGUGCUGCAUGUUGGAAUAGUAGGUUAGUGCGGAUGGGGAUAAUCUGCCUAGUUUGUUUUAGAGAAAUGGGUAUGCUGUUGCAAGGAUGUUUUUGAUUGAGUCUCUCUCCAAGUGAACCCAUUUUUUUUGUCUUCUAGAAUAUGCAGGAUUAUGUGGCAUACAUGGUUGGCGAUGUACCGUAUUUUUCGCUCCAUAGGACGCACUUUUUCCCCUCCAAAAAUGAAGGGGAAAUGUGUGUGCGUCCUAUGGGGCGAAUGCAGGCUUUCGCUGAAGCCUGGAGAGCGAGAGGGGUCGGUGCGCACCAAUGCCUCUCGCUCUCCAGGCUUCAGGAAGCUAUCCGCAAGCCUUGCAAGCCCGGUGGGAGUUCCCGCAGGCUCACAAGGCUUGCAGGCAGCAGCCUGCAGCCCCGGCGAGUGUCCGCAAGCCUUGCGUGCCCGGCAGGAGGUCCCGCCGAGCGCGCGAGGCUUGGGGCGGCAGUUUGUCGCCCGAGCACGGGAGCCCUCUGGAGGGCUCCCCGUGCUCGGGCGAGUGUCUGCAAGCCUUGCGCGCCCGGCAGGAGGUCCCGCCGGCGCGCGAGGCUUGGGGCGGCAGCUUGUCGCCCGAAGCACGGGGAGCCCUCUGGAGGGCUCCCCGUGCUUCGGGCGAGUGUCUGCAAGCCUUGCGCGCCCGGCAGGAGGUCCCGCCGAGCGCGCGAGCCUUGGGGCGGCAGCUAGUCGCCCGAGCACGGGGAGCCCUCUGGAGGGCUCCCCGUGCUUCGGGCGAGUGUCUGCAAGCCUUGCGCGCCCGGCAGGAGGUCCCGCCGAGCGCGCAGGGCUUGGGGCGGCAGCCUGUCGCCCGAGCACGGGGAGCCCUCCGGAGGGCUCCCUGUGCUUCGGGCGAGUGUCUGCAAGCCUUGCGCGCCCGGCAGGAGGUCCCGCCGAGCGCGCGAGGCUUGGGGCGGCAGCCUGCAGCCCGAAGCACGCGGAGCCCUCCGGAGGGUGCCCCAUGCUUCUUGCAGGUGUGCACAAGGCUUGGGGCGGCAGCCGCGGCGGGGGGGGGAAUAAUUUUUUUUAUUCAUUUCCCCCCCAAAAAAACGAGGUGCGUCCUAUGGGCCGGUGCGCCCUAUAGAACGAAAAAUACAGUAAUUUGAUUCUGUAUUGGGGAUUCCCCAUCCUCCUCUUGAGGAGGGCAGGUGCAGGUAUUUGGGGCUUAUUCUUGGCUAUUUGUGUGAGAAAAUAAACAAGUGUAGUUUUUUCUGCCACUUCUGAAGCUGGGUUGGGGGAAUCUAGAUUGGGAGGGUUUGGAAUAAAUAGGUUAGUUUUGGGAAGGUGAUCAUUUUGAUCAGGGGUAGGCAACCUAAGACCCGGGGGCCGGAUGCUGCCCAAUCGCCUUCUCAAUCCGGCCCAUGGACGGUCCAGGAAUCAGCGUAUUUUUACAUGAGUAAAAUGCGUCCUUUUAUUUAAAAUUCAUCUCUGGGUUAUUUGUGGGUCCUGCCUGGUGUUUUUACAUGAAUAGAUGGUGUGCUUUUAUUUAAAAUGCAUCUCUGGGUUAUUUGUGGGGCAUAGGAAUUCGUUUUGUUUUGUUUUUCAAAAUAUAGUCCGGCCCACCACAUGAAAAAGGUUGCUGACCCCUGAUUUUGAUCAUUGCUAUUUUGUCUGAGAGGGUGAAACUGGUGUUGUUCCAUUUCCUCAAUUCUCUGUUGAUUUGUCGCCACAGCUGCUUGUAAUUGUAGAGGUAUAGUUUGUUGAGGUCUUUGGUUAUUUGAACCCCUAGGUACCUGAAUUUGAUGCAGCAGAAUUUUAUCUUUGUAAUGUUGGUGAAUUCCUUUUGGGUAUGCAGGUGGGAGGUGGUAGUGUUGAAGCACAUAGCCUCAGAUUUUGCAAAGUUUACUUGUAGGGCCAACACCAUUGUGUUGAGUUCUUUGUUUAGGAUGGUUGCUUUGUUUAUGGGGUCUGGUGUUAUGACCAUCAGGUCGUCUGCUAAGAGCCUUAGUUUGUAGUUUUUACCUUUUAUUUCCAUACCCUUGGUAUCUGGGGCUGCUCGCAGUAGGAUUGCUAGGGUUUCCAGGACCAGGAUGAAUAGGAAGGGAGACAGUGGGUGUCCUUCUUUAGUGCCUCUUCAGAUUGCUAUAGUAUUGGAGUCCAUAUUGUUAAUUCUGCAUUUUGCUGAGGUUUGGGAGUACAUUUGUUUGAGGGUUUGUAGGAAGUUGGUGCCAAAUUUCAUGUUAGUUAAUACUGCUAAUAGCUAUUUCCAUUCUAAGCAAUCAAAGGCUUUAAGGAUGUCUAGGGACAUGUCUAGGGAUGUCAGUAGGAGUUUGAUCGUUUUGCUGUGUUCUAUCAGAUUCAGUAGUUCAGUAGUUUCCUAAUGGGGUUUGUUAUGUUACGACUAGGGGCAAAACCUGCUUGGUCCAGGAUGAUAAGUUUGCAUAAGAAGAUUUUUAGGCUUUUAGCCAGGAUUGAUGUGAAUAUCUUGUAGUCUUGGUUUAUCAAUGAGAUUGGGUGGUAUGAUUCUAUUUUGAGGCUAUCUUUGAGUGGUUUUGGGAUAGAGACUAUUUUCGAAGAGGUCCAGGUUUUGGGGAUGGGGGCUCCUUUUAUGAUUUCGCUAAAUGUUGGUGGCUGUGUGUUGUGUUGUGUCAGUUGUUACAAUGAGGCGAAAGGGGAAGCCCCAUUGGUACUUGAUUCCUACUUGUUUGGAUACAUAGUUGUAGGUUUUUUCUUCGGUUUAGGGUCUCUUGCGAUAUAUCCUGAAAGGCCAGGAUGGGAUCUUCUCCAUAUCAGAGAUUGGUUGUGUUUCUGAGGUUGUUCCAUAUUUCUUCUUCCUUUUUGUAGCAGGUAAAGCCCACAAUGAUGUCUCAUGGAGGGGUGUUGGCUUUUGGCAUGGGUCUUAGAGCGCUAUGUGCCCUUUCCAGAUCAUCUACUUUGAGAUUCAGGUUUGGGAUUGUGGUUUUUAGCCAGCAUACAAUGAGAUUGGCCGGGUUUUUGUCCUUCAUUUUCUCUGGGAAAUUGCAGAAGUGGCUAUUGCAGUGUCUACUGCAAUCUUUAAGGGCUGCUAGUUUAAUUGUCGCUUCCAUGCUUUCUCUUUCUUGGCGGCAAUCCGUAUCAGCUAAUUUAUUUUUCAGACAUGUGUUUUCCUUUCAGAAUUGCUCUACAGUACUUGUUUGAGUUGCAUCUGGUUUUCCUUUUUUAGAAUGGAGAUGGUGCCAGUGGGGGUCUCCACUUUAGAGGUCAGGUCGCUGAUUAUCAUCUUCAGGGGAGUAACUGUGUUCUUCAACAGUUCUGCUAGAUUCAGUUCCAUUUCCCUCAGGUCCCUUUUGUGGUUGGGCAGUUGUCAUCAUGGGGGGGAUGUUGCGACUUCCUUUUCAUUCAGCAUCUCCCUGGUUAGUGCCAUCUUGAUUGUCUUGGUGGCCUUCGUCUGGGAUGUGCGCUGUGUUCUGUUGAAGUGGGGGGAUGUUGUGGUUCAGUGUUUUGGUGGUAGUGGUUGUUGGCUGUUGUGGAAUUAUGGAGUUGUACAGGCGUUGUGAUUGGUGGCUUUCUUCCCUGGUUGUUGCGUUGUUCACCCUGGUCUCCCCCUCCCCCCGAUUGUGGCGGUAGCGGUGGCGCAGGGACCAGCCAGGCAGCAUAGUUUGUGCUGGUGGCCCUCAAGAGCUCCGUGCGGCCUUGGCACUUGCCAUCUUAUCUCGACAGAAGUCCCAGGUGUCUCCCGUCUUAUACUUGUGCAUCUGGUUAUUCCCGCCUAAGUGCAGAAGCUUCCACUUGCGCUUAUCGAAAUUCAUUUUGUUAGUUUGGUCCCAGUUCCCCAAUCUGUUAAAGUCACUUUGAAUCCUGUCUUCUGUGGCAUUAGCUACCCCUCACAGUUUAGUGUGACAUGCAGAUUUGAUGAGCAUCCCCUCAAUUCCUUCAUCCAAGUCAUUUAUAAAGACACUGAACAACAACAAUAGGUCCAGAACAGAACACUGCAGCACCCCACUUGUCACUUUUUUCCAGGGUGUUGAAGAACCAUUAGGGAACACUCAUUGGGUUCAGUAAUUUGUUUAUGCGUUUGAGGUGUCAGAAACCCAAGGAAAGAAUUAUUUAUUUUAUUUAUUUACUGCCUUAAUAUCCCACCUUUUCUCCAAGGAGCUCAAGGUGGCGUACAUGAUUCUCCCCCUCCUUGUUUCAUAAGAACCCUGUGUGGUAGAUUAUUUUGAGAGGCAGUGACUGGCCCAAUAUGACCUAGCAAGCUUCAUGGCCAAGUGAGGAUUUGAACCCUAGUCUCACAGGUCCAAGACCAACACUCUACCUGCUACACCACAUUGGCUUUCAAAGAAGGUUCUCUGUGGUUUUUUUAUAGGUGAAAGAUCUAGAACAGGCACUACAGCUUGCUAACGAGACAGCUGCAAAAAGCAAAGAAGAGAUGGAAGAGAGAGAGCUGCAGAUCCAAAAGCUGGUGAGUUUAGGGUGGCCUAGCUUUUGGCAUGCUUUUCAGGAUGUGAGGGGGAAAGAAAAUACUUACAAUAGCCCACUGUUCCUACUUGACUUGAGAGCUUCAGUAGAGACACGUGAGCAAGGCAUGCCUGGAGUCACUAUAAGGCAUCCUUAGGCGACUCCAAGAUCUUGUUCCCCCUAUAUGCCCACCCACCCACUCUUAUCUUUGGAACUGGAACUGUUAGCGGCAUCACAUGAUCUGCAUUUGAAGGAAAACAAUCUUGUAGUGUGGCAGCGCCCACACUUUUGAACUCCCUGCCCACUGAUGUCAGGUGCCUUCAUUCAAAUCUUUUUGAUACCUGCCAAAAACCGUUUUGUCAAGGCAAACCUAUCCUAGACAUGUAGUAUACUGAUAUGUGUUUUAAUCUGCUUUUUAGCUUAUUGCUGAUUUUGAUUGUCUUUUGAAGGUUUUAAUUCCCCCAGCCUGAUGAUUUCAUUGUUUUAUUCUUAUUGUAAAUUGGUUUGAGCGUUGCUUUUUUACAGUCAAAUGGUAUAAAUUUUGUGAAAUAAUAAAUAAACUACCAGGACCCCCAUCAGAUGUCUGCCCUAGAUUCCCCAUUUAGAUUAUUUUCACCAGCACUUCCAUAUUCCACCAUGCCCAGAGUGAUGCAUUGCGGGAAAUGAAAAAGGCACCUCCUGGAUUGCAAUGCUGCUGCUGCUACUACUGCUGCCUCCCAGUUUGUAAAUGCUCCAGGCCCACUCAUGUAAGAAGAGGCCCAUCAGAGGGUUCGGGUUUUUUGCUUUGUUUUUGCCAUUCCUGCAUCCUGUUUGAGUUGCAGAGAAAGGCAUUAUAGGUUUUUCAGUUUGCUUGUUUUUCCUAAGGUCCUAGCCCUGAAGAAUACAGGGGAGAAUCCGGAAGUGUUUUGCAGGCUUUUCUCAUCCCAAGUUUUCUAGGAGAAUGGUUUUCUAUUUAUUUCUCAAGCCUCACAAUAACAUUCCCCUCACGCAGGGAACCUGUGCCCUCCAUAUUUUAAAUCACAAAUCCCAUCAUUCCUGACUAUUGGCUGUGCCGGCCCAUGACUGAGUGUUAGGAGUCUGACAACAUCUGGAGAACCACAGGCUUCACACCCCUUCCCUCCAUUCCUCACUCUCUGCCUUAUUGGUUCUGACCAAAACAAUUUACAGAUCUAAAAACAGUCCUGGAAAUAAUUUCAGAAUCAAAAAUGUGAAUGGGAAUAAGCCAAUUGAAUUAACAUAUAUAGAUAUAUGUUAAGACAUAUUCAUAUAAUUUUAUUUCUUCACACUUUGCUCUGCUUAACCUGUUCUGAGCACAUGCAGAGUUGAUGGAGUUUCAAUACUAGAUUCUUCCCCCACCCACCCCACCCCACUCUCUCACUCUGUCCUUUCUUAGCAGCAAACAGAUCUGCAGCUGGAGAGAAUCCAAGCACAGGAAGGCCUCUGUGCUGUGCAGCACCAGUGCACAGAGCAAGUUGGGAGGCUGCUGGAACAGAUGGCAACCCUGGAAGCUGACCAGAAGACAGAAAGGAUGGCUGCACAUCAGACGAUGGUGAGUCCUGCUCUCCUUUUCAGAGCAACUGUCCAUCUUCUCUAGCCACUUCUGUUCUUUUCUUUAAUAAGAUUUUAUUAAAGCUUUUCAUAAUACAAUACAAUAAAAAAACAGAAAGAGAAAGAAAGAUGCAAAUCCAUCUUUCAAAGGUAGAUCUUAACCCUUGUCUCACACAAAAAGGGGCGGACCCUCACCUAGGAGCUUCCUUUUCUUCUCCCAACCUCCCUCCCUGGGAGAUGUUCCUUUCCUUUCCUCACACACUGGGUCCAUCAGCUUCAUGUGUGUACAGUAGAGGACAUUAAAAAAAAAACAACAACAACCCAGAAGCAAGAGGAAAGGAAAGAAACAGAAACAGGAAUAUAAAAAUAACAAAAGAAUGAAGAAAGUUUUUUUUUUAAAGGAAAGAAAGAGAAAUAAAAAGGGCUUCCAAUUCUCCAUCUGUCCCUCUCUCUCUCUCUCUCUCUCUCUCUCUAUAUAUAUAUAUAUAUCAAAAUAUUCCAAGUAUUCAUUCUAGGUUGGUACCCAGCUGUUUCUCCUCCUGCUAGGCGAUAUUUUCCGAGUCUGGAUCAACAGUAGUCUUCCUCCAGUCCAGCAUAACUUUACCUCCAGUGUUGACAAAGAAUAAAUCUUUGAUCUUUAUUCCUACAUGAGUCCAAUGUUUUGUUCUGUUUUUCAUUUAGAGCCAACUGGAAAAAGAAAAUGAAGAACUGAAAGGCAGAUGCAAAGACUUGGAAAGCUCCUUAAGGAAGCAAGAAUCUGAAUUGGAAAGGCUAAAGGUAUCUGUGCUUUUAACAGUCACAUCCAUCCAGCAUGUUGGAAACUGGUAUUCUGCCUUUUUUGGGUUAAGCAAAAGCUAUGCUGCUAGUGCAGCAGAGAAGAGAGGGACCCCGAACCUAAACGUGCUAGCUUUGACAGCCAGUUCAGUGCAACUUGCAGGUGUUUUAAUGGGUUUUGUUUUGCAAGUGUUGCUAGCAGAUUGUUGCAAAGGCUGCCUCUGUGGGCCGGCAUCCUUAUAAACCUGGGGUGGGGAGCUGUAGAGCAUGAGUCUGAAAGCUGAAUGCAGCCCUCAAGUCUGCUCUGUCUGGCCCUCAGGGCUGACCCCGGGCCUCACUCCUCACUGUCCCACUUUGCCCCCUUUCAAAUAUUACUGCUGUGUAAGUGAGGGGGUUUUGUUUGUUGAUAUAGCAACUCAGAAGCAAAGGGUUAACUUCCCUCUCCCCAGCAGCAAUGCCUAUCGAUACCAGUUCCUUGGAAAAACUAAAAUACUUUUUUCAAGCAUUUGAAGGGAUGAAGGGGGAGAAUGAGAUGUGUGUGUGUUUUAAGUGUGGCUACACCUACUGGUGAUUUUGGUCCUGCCCACCAUUGGCAUGCAGCCCUCAGAGGGUGGGCAAAAGGUAAUGUGACCUUGAAGGUCAGAAUAGUAGUCCACCUUGAACUGAGAUUUCUUCUUUCUGUUUCUAUCGUCUUCCUUUGAUUAAAAUGGACUUUGAUUGCAUCCAGUUACUUAGAGCAGGCCCAUUGAAAUUGAUGGACAUGACUUAACUGGGGUCUAUUCUAGACCCCGCGGGUGGCGCUGUAGUCUAAACCACUGAGCCUCUUGGGCUUGCCGAUCGGAAGGUCUUACCGUUCGAAUCUGUGUGACGGAGCUCCUGUUGCUCUUUCCCUGUUUCUGCCAACCUAGCAUACCAGUGCAGGUAGAUAAAUAGGUACCGCUGUGGUGGGAAGGUAAACAGUGUUUCCAUGCACUCUGGCAAUCGUCAUGGUGUUCUGUGCACCAGUAGCGGUAAAGUCAUACUGACCACAUGACCCAGAAAGCUGUCAGGCUUCCUCGGCCUGAAAGGCAAAAUGAGCACCACACCCCAUAGUCACCUUUGACUGGACUUAACUGUCAAGGGGUCAUUUACCUUUACCUUUUUUUGAGUAUAACUUGGCUGGAUACAACUCUUUGCCUUCCCUUCGUUUGGGAUUUGGUAGUUUGCCAAGGUAAAGUGGUUGGGAAGAUGGCCUUUUCCACACUACAGUGCAUGGGUUUAGGGAGUUUACUCUCAUUCUGAGUCCUCCAUUCUCUAACCCCAGGAUUCUUACUGCUUUGCAGGCAGAAUUGAGGAGUAGCGCUGAAACCACCCAAGCCCUGGAGGAGACGCGAGGGCAAAGGGAGCAUCAACUGCAGCAGGAGGUGGGCUCACCCCUUUGGCACCCACUGUGGGUGUAGCUGGCUUUGUCUUCAGGAUUGGCAACGGCAGGAGGCUGCACCUGAGCCAUUCAUUGUGUUGGUAUUGACAGGUCAAAUCAGAGCCAAUGCAAAUAAAUUAGUUCUGGCCCACCACGAAUGACUGCAAAUCAGGCAGUGAUAGGGGACCAUUUUGGAGAUGGGCAGGUGGUCUCCAUAAUAGCUGAGAAUAUAAAACGGAUGCCUCUGUCUUGACUUUACUGCCUGGGUAAAAACUGUCUGUCAUAACUUAACUGUUCAUGGUAACCAGUCAUUUCAGCGGCUAGGAAAAAUCCCCUUCUGAUAGAGUCCUCCCCCACUUCCUUGUGCUCCCUGCUGUUUAUGAAGUGGGAAUUGUGUUUGGGCAGAGCUUUUAUCCAAAGCAGUGGCUUUGGGGACCAGGGCUUGUUCUGCUAUGAAGCCAGAACUUUUCACCAUAGAAAUCUGUCACACUUCUUCACAGAGGCUCUGGAGCGUUUUUAGCCUUUAAUCCUUCUUCACUUGUUACAUAUUCCUCUAGCUCCAGCAGGGUGCUGUAGAAAUUAAGUCUGGAAAUGGUGGAUUCUUAACCCGCAAAUUUAGGAAGAUACAGAAGAGGUUUGGAGGUCCAGCAAAGUUAAUCAGGAUUAAUCAAGACAAAGAGGAUUUUGAGGAGAAACAGUUUAGAGAGGGGGAAAGGUGUUCCAGAUAUUUGGGGAUGGAGGACAGUGUAAGGGGAAGAGAGACUUGAGUGAGCUUGUGAGAGGAGUGGGGGGAAACAGAAGAACAACCUGUUGGAUCAGGCCAGUGGCCCUUCUGGUCCAGCAUCCUCUUCCCUUAGUGGCCAACAGAUGCCUAUGGGAAAUCCACAAGCAGGACCCGAGCACAAGAGACCUCCCCCCUACCCUGGCUUCCAGCAACUGGUAUUCAGGGGCAUUCCUCCCUCUGGCUGUAGAGUCAGAGCACAGCCGUUAGGGCCAGUAGUUAGCCCUCUCCACAGGUGUCCUGUGUUGCUUGCAUCUCACCCUUGAAAGUGUGAACAGCCAUUUGUCAAAAAGCAUCAUGUGUUGAGGUGAGGUCAGGGGAGGAGGGAAAGUUAGCUGUUUUAGAUCUGAAAGCAAAGACAGGAAAUAGCCACGAAAGCUCAUUGUGCAAAUGUUUCAGCCAGCCUGGUGCCCUCCAGAUGUUUUGGACCACAACUUCCAUCAGCUCAGCCAGCACAUUGGCAUUGAAGUCCAGAACAUCUGGAGGGCCCCAGGUUGGCAAGGGCUGACAUUUGUCCAGUGUCGUAAUAGGUAGCAUAUGUUUUCUGGACACUUCUACUUGUACAUGCUGUUACACCAGAUUUUGCACAAAAAGGACACCAUCUUUGGCUGCCAUCCUCCUUUUCUGAUAUAUAGCACUCCAGCUUCUAGUGUAAAAUAGCCCUCGAGUGGGUCCAGUCUUACAGUGAUGUUGGAUUAUGAUAAACAUUCAUUUUGGAAUGUCUGAAAAGCAAGGGCUGGAAGCUACAUCAUACCUGUCCAUGGCCUUUCUUUUCCCCCCUGGUGGCUUAGCUUGUGGAUCUGACUGUGCUGUUGAAUGAGAAGGACCUGCUGAUUGCAGAGAAAGCAGAGGCACUUCUGAAAGGAGAGGAAGAGCUGAAGCACUUAAGGCAAGGUAAGACCCAGCAAAGCUUAAUUUACUAGUAGCAAGGAGGGUGAUGUGGCUCUCCAAGUUCUGUUGGACUCCCAACUGUCGUCAGCAGCUGCCAGUAGCUUAGGAUGAAUUGUAGUUCAGUGGCAUCUGGAGCACCACAGGUUAGAACAGUGGUCCAAAGUGGAUGGAAUGACUGGAUCAAGUUCAUCAGUUUUGUUGAAUUAAUUAAACUAAAUAGGUUUACUUGCAUUUUAAAUAAAUGUGCAAUUAAUUGUUACUGUUUUGAAUUUUAUUAUGUUAUGUUGGAAUGGCAGACUAGGACCUGGGAGGCUCAGGAUCAACUCCCCAUUUGGCAACGAAUCUUUUGCUGGGUAAUGUUGGGCUAGUCGUUUCCUCUCUCAGCCUAGGCUACCUUGCAGGGCUGUUGUGAGGAUAAAAUUGGGGGAACUGACUGAAUGCUUCUUGGACUGAAUGCUUCUUGAUUAAUGACUGCAUGCCACCCUCUCUUCCCUGCCUCUAAACUGGUUUCCUUUUCCUUCUAGACCACGAUGCACUUCUGCUGCAGAUGGACCAGUUGAAGUCCAACCUUGAGUUGUGCCAGCACCAGGCCAUGGAGACAGAAGCUGCAGCAGAGAAACGGAUGAGUGCUUUGCAAGAGCAGCUACAGUUCCAGCAGGAGCGCCUCUUAGCCAGCGAGAAGCAAGUAAGCAGCUUCCCCCUCCUUGGGCAGGGCGAGCCCUUAGCCUUUCUAAAAGCAACACUGUGGCUUCUCCUCUGGAAUGUUCCUCUCUUCAGUGCUAGAACACUGCAGCAGUGGGGAACCUCCAGCCCAUGCACCUCCCCAUUUAGUCCAUUGGGCAAUUUCUGCCAAACCAUAAUGUCCUUAGGGGGGAAACGGGGCACACACCCCCCCACCAGUCAUGGUCUGCUGUCAUCCACCUCCUACCUAUCUCCUUACAACUGGGGACAGGAAGGGUGAGAACAACUCAGUGUUGGCUCCUUAGUUUUUUUGUUCCCCUGGCAGAACUCAACAAGGGUAAAGGUGGACCCAAAACUAGAAUGCAUUGACUGUGGCUCCACCUACUGUGACAGAUUUUUAAAUCCCAACAAUUUUGUUUUCUUUCUUUUUUAAAAACUGACAAGUUUCCAGCCUUAUGGAUGCAAAGAUGCACUUGAGUUUGUGGGCAAUGCCUGAUGAAAUCUCAGAAGCCAGAAGGGUUGCUGUGUAAGAUUUCCAUGCCCUUUAUAAUUCCUUAACACUUCCCAUGAUUGUGGAAGCAAAACACAUAUAUGAAAACUAAACACAAUGUAUGCAGGUUUUCAGAAUUUGGGUUACCUCAUCACAGAUGCGCUGCUUCUACCUUAAGCUUUCUUUGAUCUGUUUUGGAGGUGCCAGCACAGCCUUUUGACCCAUAUUAGCUGGUGUGCUUGUAGCUUGGUGCAGCCAUUAUUCCUGUGGUUGUGGUGCUUGCUUAUCUCUUCUCACCCACCCUGCCCCUUCAUAUGUGGCCAGGAGAAACCUACUUGUCCCAAAUCUUUUCAGGAUGUACAUAAGCUCUGUUUUUGUUGCCUCUCUGAUUUUGCUAAAUCCAGCCCGUUUUUACCUCCUGCUAGGCUGCUACAUUAGAACUGACUUCUGCAGCCCUGAAAAAGCAUCUGUGUCCCUCUGAAGAUGGGGAAACAGAGCCAAACGGGGAGGUGGCUGCCACUGAUAUUGUCCAGCUCCAGAAGGAAAACAGAGACUUGGAGCAGCAAAUCGCAGAAAAGAACAAGGUGUGGGUUCAACUGUUCAUCAGCCUUUCUCCUACUUUCCCCCUCCUUCCAAUUGUUUCUGAUAUGCAGUGGUACCUUGGUUGUUGAACAGCUUGGCUCCUGAACAAAUUGUCACCUGAACGCCACAAACUCGGAAGUAAGUGUUCCGGUUUAUGAACCUUUUUGGAAGCCGAACAUCUAAUGUGGCUUCCACAGCUUCCAGUUGAGUGCAGGAAGCUCCUGCAGCCAAUCGGAAGCCGUGCCUUGGUUUUUGAACAGUUCUGGGAGUCUGAGUCAAACAAUACCACCACCACCACCACCCAGUUUAAAAGGCCAUAGGUUGUUUAAACAGCCAAAAGCUUGGGAGAAGAAGGAUGUUUUUGCCUGGCACCUAAAGAUAUGUAAUGAAGGUGCCAGGCAAGCCUCCCUGGGGAGAGCAUCCCAAAAGUGGGGAGCCACUGUGGGAAAAGGCUUGAUAGUUGAGGUGAAGUGGCUUUUAUUGAUGGCCAGACUUGUGAACUGACGUUCUCUCCCUACCCUUCCUCCUCUGGUAGACAAUAAAGCAGCUGCAGCAGAGGAUGGCAGAGCUGAAGAAAACCUUGCAGAAAGAAUUGGUGAGUUCAGCUUGUGCUGAAUGGCAGUCUCUGUCAUUAUCAUAGGGACUAGUUUGGUGUAUGUCACUGUGUGUGCGUGUGCAUGCCAUUUUAGCAUGCAAAGGGAAAAAAGUGCAGAAUUUGGUGGCAGAAGCAGAAUUCAGUUUCUUGAGGAUGUCAGCUCUUGAAUUUUAUUGUAAAGACAAGUUUCUAGCAAUUAUGGGGAUGAAUAUAUGCAUGGGUAAUACUACUGAUGUUUUGGAAGGCUGAGUGGUGACUUGAAUUUUCUCAAGUGUUGUUUGGGACUAGCUAGCAUAACUGGAACAAAUGAUCCAAAUUAGUGAGCGCUUGCUGUGAAUGAGCUGCCCAGUUUGCAUAAUUUAUGUAGGUUGCUAUAGUCGCCUUUGGGGGGGGGGGCAGAAUUUGAUAGUGUGGCAUAUAUGCAGACCCAGCAGGGUCCGUUUGUUUCUUGCUCUGCAAAAUGGCUUAGGAGGAUGUGAGGCCUGGCUUCAGGAGUGUUGGAUGUGGUGGCUUUGCCUGUCCCUUAAAGCUAGCACUGGUUUUUACCCUUUUCAGAAAAUGCGACCCGAUGGUGAGGUCCCUGAGGUCCCCACUGCUGCCUUGACUGUAACAAACAACUCCGAUCUGAAUGACUCCCGAGAGAUAAACUUUGAAUACCUUAAACACGUGGUGCUAAAAUUUAUGUCCUGCCGGGAAUCAGAGGUAAGAAAAACAUGUUUUACUGACGAUGCCUUUUUAACUUGUCCUCAUCCUCCUGCCUCGCCCUCCAGUUUCCUCCUCCUUUAUUUUGCUUUUGGCUGUGAAUCAACGUGCCUCAGGUGAUAAGUUCCAUGUGACAUACCAUAAGUUCAAAUUCAGAAUAUUUUUUACUUUUUGCCUGCCACCUUGAUGAAGCAUACGUACAAAAUUAACCACAGUAAGCUAGUACCUCAGGGAUCCCAGCUUGAAACACAGAAGUCUAAUCCACUACUUUCUACUAUAUAUUUUGGAAUGUGGUUUGUCCAUUUGUUCUCUAUGCAUUCAACCACCUCUCAAGAUACUGUAUUUUUCCGUGUAUAAGACACCCCCAUGUUUAGUUUUGGGAGGGGGGUCACUUCCAACAAUCGCUCACCUGCCUGCCUGCCACUGCUAAUUGCUUGCCACAGCCACUGCCAAUCGCACAUCUCACCGCAGCCAAUUGUCUGCCUGCUCGCCGCCACCAACAGCCCACCCACCCACUUGCUGCAGCCACCAAUCACCUGCCCGCCUCGCCACAGCUGCCAAUCGCCUGCCAAAUUGCUGUAGCCACAGCCAAUCGCCAGCAGGCCUUGCUGCAGCCACCAAUCACCUGCCGCCAACCUCCUGCUUGCUGCUGCCAUUAAUCGCACAUCCCCCUUUUGCAUUCAUUAUCCAUGUAUAAUACAAUACCCAAUUUUUGCCUUUUCUAUCUCCAAACGCAGUACAAGGGUUACUGAGGUGGAGGCAGCAGUCCUUGUCAGUGUUUGGAUGCCAAUUGCCAUUUCGAAUCAAGAUGAAGGGUUGAAACAUUGCUUUGGUGUGACUCUGUCCAUUCUUUGGCAUAGAUUCAGCUGCCUAACUCAGGCAGUGGACUUUGUCACCAUUAAGAUGCCAUUUUGACUCAAGAUGGCAGAUCAGAUUAAACCUUAAUAAGCAUUAGCUUCCACCCCCCCACACACAAAUUGGUUUGGGACCAGGUCAUUGUUCUCCAGGUCAGGUCUGAGCCCUGGGUUGCUGUGUGGGUAUGUUUUUGUGUGUGCACAUAGCCCCCAAACUCACAAAUUACACUUUGUUUAAAAAUCACAUUAUUUGUUGGUUUCUUCAAACUGCCGAGCAGCACCAGGCAUUUCCCACUAGCAGACACCAAGAGCGACAAGCAUUUUUCUCUAGCUAGUUGGCUGUACCUCUGUGAUCAAAUCUGUAAGGGUUAUACAUAACAGUCAAUUGUAACUCACCAGCUAUUGCAUUUCAGGCAUUCCACCUGAUAAAAGCCAUGUCUGUGUUGCUAAACUUCUCUCAAGAGGAAGAAAACAUGCUCAAGGAAACCUUGGAGUAUAAGGUAAGACUUUGCUUGAACUCUUACAAGUUCACUUGGGCAUCUUCCGUCACUUGAUGACCCCUAUAUCAAGGGAUAGCUUGCAUGUGUGAAGCAGGUAUUGUGGGUCUAUGUGCCAGAAAUGGAGCUUUUGUUCCAGUCCUUCCAUCACAUGUGCUUUGGGAAUCUUCCUUUUCAAUUUGGGUCUCAGCCACAUUGCCAUUAGCAUUACAGGGUGCAUGCAUCAAGUGUAUUUAUUUAUGCUCAGUAUAUAUUUAAGUAUAUUUAAGCUUAGGCCUUUUUCUAAUGUGCUUGCGAAUUGCUGCUUCUACAUGGCAGUGGGUCACCUAGUCCUAGGCCAUAUCAAGGGAAUGCAGCUCUUCUUUGCACUUCUAUCAACUCCAGAGUUGUCUUCUUUCCACGUAUAUAUACAUGCUGUUCAGAAGUCCAUGUCCUGGUGGCUCCUCUGUUCUUACUGGCUGCUGAUGGAUUCUUGCAUCUGUCCUCAAAGACCUGUGCUUAAUUAAGCUUGUCUGUCUUGCAUUAUACUGAGAUUGCAUCCCUAUCACCUUUCUGCAUUAGCUUCACACCCCAGCCUGGCCUAGUGAUGGCUUUUCAACCUAUAUAUCUUUGUGGAAGCUUUCAGGGUACUGACUUCUUGCUCCCCAUUUUUGUUCUGCUGGGACUUUGCAGCUGCACACAGCUUUAUUCAGAUUUUCCACCUUCCUUUGCCCCUAAUGUUUGGCUGCUCAGUUAAUGGUGUGCCUCUUUUUUUGUCUUAUUGUUUUCCUUCUGCCAGAUGUCGUGGUUUGGGUCAAAACCAUCUCCCAGGGGCAGCAUCCGACCCUCCAUCUCAAGUCCAAGGACUCCGUGGUCGUGA
Podarcis lilfordi (Lilford's wall lizard) is the source of this 32352-nucleotide messenger RNA. The record is from the annotation of a GenBank genome assembly. NCBI's taxonomy places the organism in Eukaryota, Metazoa, Chordata, Lepidosauria, Squamata, Lacertidae.